AUGUCACUUCCAUGGUCCGAACGCGGUCGUGCGGACAACCACCCUCUGCUGCCGACCUCGUCAACCCCAACCAUCACAGGCCUUAGCUCUGAACCUCUAGACCAUGAUCAGCCGCCUGCCUCGCGGCCGCGCCACGCCAGAACAACAUCAGCGCAUGCUCGUAGCGUCGCAGACGAAUUCUCGUUUAUGACCCCAAGCGAAGCUGCUGCCCGCCUGCGAACGUCCCUUACUUACGGGCUCACCCCGAACGAAGGUCUUACAAGGCUUGGUAGCCAUGGUCCGAACGAGAUCCCCCACGAGGAGCCAGAGCCUCUCUGGCUACGCUUCCUCAAGCAGUUCCAGGAGCCCCUGAUCGUCAUGUUGCUGGUGUCUGCCGGCGCGUCGUUGCUCCUGGGCAACGCUGAUGAUGCAGUCAGCAUUACAGUUGCCGUUACCAUCGUUGUCAGCGUUGGCUUUAUACAAGAAUACAGAUCCGAGAAAUCCAUCGAAGCGCUAAAUCAUCUGGUCCCAAACCACGCCCACCUCUUGCGCAGCGCACCUCAGAAAUCGCCUACUACCAAAGGCCCCGCGCUACCGUCCAACAUCACAGACGCUCAAGACAUUGGUGACCCUGGCAUCAGAACUCCUGAUGACGCAAUUUUAGAUGCCACUUCUUCCAAGGUCAUGGCUUCUCAGCUUGUGCCGGGUGACCUGGUUUUGUUUACAACCGGAGACCGCAUCCCCGCCGACAUUCGUGUUACCAAGGCUGCCGACCUCACGAUCGACGCUUCCAACCUUACCGGCGAAACUGACCCUGUUAGGCUCGGUACUGAGGCGAAGCGCAGCCAAGUUUUACCGCAGCUCGGCAACGCAGCUCCGAACUCCUCGCUUGCACCGAACACCAGCGCAAGCAUGGAGAAUAUUGCCUACAUGGGAACCCUAGUCAAGUCGGGCCACGGCCAGGGCAUAGUUUUCGCAACUGGCGGAGCCACACAGUUUGGUGCCAUUGCGACAAGUGUGUCUGGAACUGAAAGUCCCCGUUCGCCUCUGCAGCUUUCCAUGGAUGAUCUGGGCUCACAAUUGAGCAAGGCGUCCUUCGUUGUCAUCGGCCUUAUCUCGCUCGUUGGCUUAUUGCAAGGCAAAAAGUUAUUGGAGAUUUUUACCAUUUCCAUUUCAUUAGCUGUCGCUGCCAUUCCCGAAGGCCUCCCCAUCAUUGUCACCGUCACUCUCGCUCUCGGGGUACAUCGCAUGGCAAAACAUAAUGCUAUUGUGCGCCGCAUGCCCAAGGUCGAGACGCUUGGAUCUGUAAAUGUCGUCUGCACAGACAAGACGGGCACUCUCACAACCAAUCACAUGACUACAGCUCAAAUGUGGCACUUUGGUAGAGAAGUCAUCAAUAUCGAAGCCGAAGCCGAGGCAAUCGAAUCAAGUCCCUCACAAGCGACCUCCAGAAUUUUGCGAAUUGGCAACCUUGCCAACAAUACACGACUCGCUCAUAGUCAUACACACGGCGCUGUCCCAUCAUUGGCUGUCAUGUCGUCAACUUUAGGUCGAGGAGAUUCUCCUUCGUUCACAAGAUGGGCUGGCCAGCCAACCGAUGUUGCCAUGAUGGACCUCCUGGACAAGUUUAAAGAGCAUGAUGCUCGCGAAUCUGUUGGGGCCCGUGUAAGCGACAUACCAUUCAGCUCUGACAGGAAGUGGAUGGGCGUUAUUAUUGGCAACGAGAAAGAGUACGCAUACAUGAAGGGGUCUAUCGAAAAGGUCCUCGCAGCUUGUGACACAUAUCUCGACCAAGAUGGCCGGGAGAUUGUCCUCGACUCAGCUCGCAGACAGGAGGCACAACAAGCCGCGGAGUCGAUGGCUGCAAAGGGCCUCCGUGUCCUUGGUUUCGCAAGUGGACCAGUCUCACGCUCUGGUAAAGCCUACACCCGAAGCAACACGCCAGGAAUGGAUGCACCUUCCCUUCUUCCUGGGGAGGACGCCUUCAAGGGCCUGACUUUCGCUGGCCUUGUUGGCAUGAGCGAUCCCCCAAGACCUGGUGUCGGCAAAUCCAUUCGACGACUGAUGCGCGGGGGUGUCAGGGUAAUCAUGAUUACCGGAGAUGCUGAAACUACAGCUCUUGCUAUUGGUCGGCAGCUAGGCAUGAAUAUUGCUACAGCGAGCUCGCACGCUGCUGGGCAAACCACUGUCAAGCCUGUACUGCGAGGCGACGAGAUUGACAAGAUGUCAGAUGAGGCUCUCGCUGAUGCUAUGCAACAUACGACUAUUUUUGCUAGAACGACACCCGAUCAUAAGCUCAAAAUUAUUAGCGCUCUACAGUCCCGUGGCGAUAUUGUUGCCAUGACUGGUGACGGUGUCAAUGAUGCACCAGCCUUGAAGAAGGCCGACAUUGGUAUCUCUAUGGGUCGUCAGGGCACCGAUGUUGCCAAGGAAGCUGCAGACAUGAUUCUUACCGACGAUGACUUUUCGACUAUACUACGUGCUAUCGAGGAGGGCAAGGGCAUCUUUAGCAACAUUCAAAAUUUCCUGAGGUUCCAGCUCUCCACCAGCGCUGCUGGUCUGUCACUGAUUCUCUGGAUCAAUAUCAUCAUGGAUGGACCUCCUGCGCAGUCUCUUGGUGUGGAGGCUGUGGACCCAGAUGUCAUGAACAAGCCUCCUAGAAAACGGAAUGACCCCGUGCUGACACGCGGCGUCAUUACACGCGUAUUGAUAUCCGCAUUCAUCAUCAUGGUUGGAACCAUGCUGAUCUACAGCCACGAGAUGCUUGCCGACGGGCAGGUUACUCGACGCGACACGACCAUGACCUUUACAUGCUUCGUCCUGUUUGAUAUGUUCAAUGCGUUGAGCUGUCGAUCUGAGAGCAAGUCAAUCCUCCGCGGCGAAGUCGGUCUAUUCUCCAACAACCUGUUCAACUGGGCCGUGUCUCUGAGCAUUGUCGGUCAGAUUCUUGUCAUUUACCUGCCGGCGCUCCAGGAAGUAUUCCAGACGGUGCCGCUAACAUUUAGCGAUCUUUUCCGUCUGACGGUUUUAUGCAGCACAGUCUUUUGGGUAGACGAGCUGCGGAAGUAUCUCAAGUACGGCAAGCGGCGUUUAGUCAGUGGUUAUAGCCAAGCUGUAUAG
Molecule: messenger RNA, 3099 nt
Organism: Cordyceps fumosorosea ARSEF 2679
Lineage: Eukaryota; Fungi; Ascomycota; Sordariomycetes; Hypocreales; Cordycipitaceae
Product: calcium-transporting ATPase type 2C member 1
Exons: 4
Coding region: 1-3099 (1032 amino acids)
Biological process (GO): manganese ion transport; calcium ion transmembrane transport; intracellular calcium ion homeostasis
Cellular component (GO): endoplasmic reticulum; plasma membrane; Golgi membrane
Molecular function (GO): ATP binding; ATP hydrolysis activity; P-type calcium transporter activity
Source: RefSeq, a predicted model, not a curated record